Molecule: messenger RNA, 1969 nt
Organism: Boeremia exigua
Lineage: Eukaryota; Fungi; Ascomycota; Dothideomycetes; Pleosporales; Didymellaceae
Product: maltose permease MAL61
Exons: 2
Coding region: 117-1811 (564 amino acids)
Biological process (GO): carbohydrate transport; transmembrane transport
Cellular component (GO): membrane
Molecular function (GO): carbohydrate:proton symporter activity
Source: RefSeq, a predicted model, not a curated record
CCAGGUCCUGCCUCUUUGACAGCGCCCAAGUGGAGCACCGCAGGCCCCACACUCCCGUCUGCACUGCAACACCGCGGCACCGUCCACAACCCGUGCACUCGGCCCCUCCUGCCACCAUGGCGGACCCCAGGGACAUCCAGCCCUCAUCGGCGCCCCAGCCGCUCUACGAAGACCACGAGCACCACAAAGGCGCCGCGGACAAGAUCAUCAACGAUGCCCGCCUCGCGACCGAGAAAGAGCACAACAUGACGCUAUGGCAGGGCAUUCGGCUCUACCCCAAGGCCAUUGGCUGGUCGGUGCUGAUCAGCACGUGCAUCGUCAUGGAGGGCUACGACGUGUGUCUGCUCAACAACUUCUUCGGGUUCCCGCAGUUCAAGGAGAAGUACGGCGAGCAGCUUGCCGACGGGUCGUGGGAGAUUCCCGCGCCGUGGCAGGCUGGUCUGAGUAACGGUGUGAUUGUGGGCGAGAUUAUUGGAUUGUUUCUCAACGGCUGGAUCAGUGAGGCGAUUGGGUACAGGUACACCGUCAUGGGCUGCUUGUUCCUGAUCAUCUGCUUCACGACCAUCUUCUUCACGGCGCAGACCGUGGUGCAUCUCCUGGUUGCUGAGAUCCUGUGUGGCAUCCCGUGGGGCGUAUUCCAAACGCUGACCAUUACGUACGCGAGUGAAGUGUGCCCGGUGGCGCUGCGUGGAUACUUGACUACAUAUGUCAACUUCUGCUGGGGCCUGGGCCAGCUCAUCGGCAUUGGCGUGAUUCGAUCUAUGGUCGACCGCCAGGACGAGUGGUCGUACCGCAUCCCGUAUGCUCUGCAGUGGAUGUGGCCUGUGCCGCUCAUGAUUGGUGUUUUCCUGGCUCCGGAGAGCCCCUGGUGGCUCGUCCGCAAGGGCCGUCUCGAAGACGCAAAGAAAUCUCUUCUCCGCCUCACCAGCCUGAAUCGCGAGACUGACUUCGAUGCCGAGGAGACGGUGUCUAUGAUGGUGCACACGACCGCCCUGGAAGAGAAGAUCACCAAGGGCGCUACCUACCUCGACUGCUUCAAGGGCGUUGACCUGCGCCGCACAGAGAUUGUCUGCAUGGCCUGGGCUAUCCAGAACUUGAGUGGUAACGCAUUCUCUGGGUACUCGUCGUACUUCUUGCAGCAGGCUGGUCUCGACCCGUCCACAUCCUACGACUUCGCCAUGGGCCAGUACGGAAUCAACAUGGCCGGUGUCUUCGGCGCCUGGUUCCUGAUGAAGUGCGGUAUCGGACGUCGCUCGCUCUACCUCUACGGACUGUGCGGUCUCUGCACGAUGCUCUUCAUCAUGGGCUUCCUCGGACUCGUCCCAUCGGACAAGCGCGAGUCGGGCGCCAUGGCCACAGGUGUCAUCAUGCUGGUGUGGGCACUCUUCUACCAGCUCACGGUGGGCACCGUGUGCUACUCGCUGGUCGCCGAGCUCUCGACACGCCGCCUGCAGAUCAAAACGGUGGUGCUCGGACGCAACCUGUACAACAUCAUCGGCAUCUUGACGUCGGUGCUGACGCCGUACAUGCUCAACCCCGGCGAGUGGAACUGGGGCAACUACGCGGGCUUCUUCUGGGCCGGGUCGUGCUUCCUCAGCGUCGUGUACACGUUCUUCCGGCUGCCGGAGCCCAACGGCCGCAGCUUUGCGGAGCUCGACAUGCUGUUUGAGCAGCGCAUCCCGGCGCGCAAGUUUGCUAGCACGCAGGUCGAUGUGUUUGGCGAGAAUGCGCUCGAGGGCACGCAUGUGUUUGAGUCGUAUGAAGAGAAGGUAGAUGCUGUGCACAGGACCGAAUCGGUUGUCGGAGCGUAAAUGCUAAUGUGGUCUCAGGUGGAGGCAUGACUGUCAUGAGGAGGAUGUUAUGAGCGAUGUAUAUGAUAUGCACGAGGUCUGUCACGAACACGGCCAUGAUGAGUUUGAGCGUUCUGUAUCACGCGAUAGUCACGAGUUCAAUGUAACUUUUUAAUUGC